AUGCAUUUUACUUCUUUAUUUAUUCAUGAAACAGAUAUGCCGUUUUGGAAUUGGAUGUUAGCAGGCGUCAAACUGACAAAGAAACUUCGGGACUUUUCCGUAAAGGAAGUGAAGAUCGCCGAAGCAGACCAGGCGCGCUCUAGACGUCUGGUGAGGGACUACAUCGAGGACCAGAUAAUGGAAUACUGCCGACAGAACUCUUCUCUUUCGAUCUUAAGAAUGGAGUACACUGGAAGUGUGUAUGAGAGGCUAAAAACGGAAGCUUCAGAUGAGGUAGAUAUCAUGGUAGUAUUGAAAACACAUAAGCCAUGGCUAUGGGGCGAUCCGGAAGUUCUGGUUGAAGAUGUAGGUAAGGCUGGCUAUGCGCUACUCAAGGCAAGAGAUGACUCCAAACUUCUCAGAUACGCCAAUUCUGAAGGAUACAUUGAUCCAGAGAGGCUUCGAAAUGGCUGGUUUCAUGGCCUUGUUGCCCGAGCCGUAAAUGCUUUUAAUGAACGAUUUCCGAAUUCUGAUGAACGUUUAAGUGUGCAUUACCACGGGCCUGCCAUCCAGGUUGUUAUAAAGGAGAAGCAAACCUAUAACUUGCUGUUAUCAGUUGAUCUCGUCCCUUGUUUCGAAACUGGAAAUGACCAGUACUUUGUGCCAAAAUCUAAUAGUUCCAUGUCCAUUUCUCAGCCUGGGUUUCUCUGGAGGCAGUCAUUUUCCCUUCAGGAAAAGUACAUGUUGCUGUGCAUGGAUAGAGAUGAUCAUGGCUGCAGGCAUGAACUUCUGCGAAUCGUUAAAACUAUUGUGAAACGGGAGAGGACAUCCCUCGGAGCAUUGCAGUCAUACCACGUGAAGAGCGCAUUCGUGCAUUACAUUACCAAGAAUCGUCAUGAUUGGGCCGGUCGAAACUCCCUUGGAAAACACUUCCUCGGUUUCCUCAGGGAACUUCUGUCUUUUGUGGAGAGAGGAAAGCUCCCAGUCCUCUGGCAGCCUCGUGUUAACUUGCUAGAAGAAAUGGAGCCAGUUGUGCUUCAACAGAUGGCAAAUCGUCUGAAAAGAAUCCUGAGGAGUGAAGCGGAAAUGGAUCACUUCCUGUCCAGAAUACGACUCGUGCAAGGGGAAUGCACAAUGGCGGAAUUAGCGAGUUGCACGUUUAAGGACUACGCCAUGGCUUGUAUUGGUUUUGUGCUUGAGUUGUUGGCUAAAUUGGCUGUAUUGGCUUUAGUCAUAUUAUUGUGCUUUUUUUUGGUAGCAAUAUGUUUGGUUAUUGAGAAAGAAAAAAAGAACAUACCGGCGUGA
Messenger RNA from Porites lobata, 1284 nucleotides. NCBI's taxonomy places the organism in Eukaryota, Metazoa, Cnidaria, Anthozoa, Scleractinia, Poritidae. The record is from the annotation of a GenBank genome assembly.